Messenger RNA from Vanderwaltozyma polyspora DSM 70294, 1212 nucleotides. It is a transcript of the gene ILV5, whose product is annotated as ketol-acid reductoisomerase. The record is from RefSeq and is a predicted model, not a curated record. Gene Ontology annotation, biological process: L-valine biosynthetic process. Gene Ontology annotation, molecular function: ketol-acid reductoisomerase activity. Bases 1 to 1212 code for a protein of 403 amino acids. The transcript has a single exon. Gene Ontology annotation, cellular component: mitochondrion. Lineage: Eukaryota; Fungi; Ascomycota; Saccharomycetes; Saccharomycetales; Saccharomycetaceae.
AUGUUGAGAACUCAAACUGCUAGAUUGAUCUGUAACUCUCGUGUUAUCACUUCAAAGAGAACCAUGGCCUUGGCUGCUCGUUCUUUAAACAAUGGUUUAAGAACCAAUGCUUCCUCUUUCCAAGCCCAAAAGAAAUUGCUAACUCCAAUGAUCACUACUCGUGGUUUGAAACAAAUCAAUUUCGGUGGUUCUGUAGAAACUGUCUACGAAAGAGCUGACUGGCCAAAGGAAAAGUUAUUAGACUAUUUCAAAAAUGAUACUUUUGCUUUGAUCGGUUACGGUUCUCAAGGUUACGGUCAAGGUCUAAACUUAAGAGACAACGGUUUAAACGUCAUCAUCGGUGUUAGAAAAAACGGUGCCUCUUGGAAAGCUGCCAUUGAAGACGGUUGGGUCCCAGGUGAAAACUUGUUCGAAGUCGAAGAAGCUGUCAAACAAGGUACUUAUGUGAUGAACUUAUUGUCAGAUGCUGCUCAAUCAGAAACUUGGACUGCUUUGAAGCCUUUGCUAACUAAAGAAAAGACUUUGUACUUCUCUCACGGUUUCUCCCCUGUCUUCAACGACUUGACUCAUGUCGAACCUCCAAAGGAUAUCGAUGUCAUCUUGGUUGCUCCAAAGGGUUCCGGUAGAACCGUCAGAUCUCUUUUCAAGGAAGGUCGUGGUAUUAACUCUUCUUACGCUGUUUGGAAUGAUGUCUCUGGUAAGGCUCAUGAAAAGGCUCAAGCUUUAGCCGUUGCCAUUGGUUCUGGUUACGUUUACCAAACUACUUUCGAAAAGGAAGUCGUUUCUGAUUUAUACGGUGAAAGAGGUUGUUUAAUGGGUGGUAUCCAUGGUAUGUUCUUGGCUCAAUACGAAGUCUUGAGAGAAAAUGGUCACUCCCCAUCUGAAGCUUUCAACGAAACUGUCGAAGAAGCUACUCAAUCUCUAUAUCCUUUAAUCGGUAAAUACGGUAUGGAUUACAUGUACGAUGCUUGUUCUACUACCGCCAGAAGAGGUGCUUUGGAUUGGUACCCAAUCUUUAAGGAUGCCUUGAAACCUGUUUUCGAAGACUUAUACGAAUCUACCAAGAACGGUUCAGAAACUAAGAGAUCAUUGGAAUUCAACUCUCAACCUGAUUACAGAGAAAAAUUAGAAUCUGAAUUACAAACUAUCAGAAACAUGGAAAUCUGGAGGGUUGGUAAGGAAGUUAGAAAGCUAAGACCAGAAAACCAAUAA